Molecule: messenger RNA, 1056 nt
Organism: Brassica napus (rape)
Lineage: Eukaryota; Viridiplantae; Streptophyta; Magnoliopsida; Brassicales; Brassicaceae
Product: phosphatidylinositol-glycan biosynthesis class F protein
Exons: 8
Coding region: 268-801 (177 amino acids)
Biological process (GO): GPI anchor biosynthetic process
Cellular component (GO): endoplasmic reticulum membrane
Source: RefSeq, a predicted model, not a curated record
UGAAGGAAGCUAAGAAGAAGUUAGAUACCUCCGUUGGUGUAUCUAACGACCUUUCGAUAUCAGCUCUGGGGGCGUUUUUUGUUUAUUUGAUUACUGGAUUGUUUCUGGCCGUUGGAUUCUGGGUGGCUCGAAACAAAUUCUCCGUCGAUCUCGUCUCCGAUCCAUCUCUCACUCUCUUUCUCCUCUGGAGUAUUGAGUUUCCGGUUGUGGUAAUCAUCUACAGCUUUCUCCGGAAAGCCCCAGAGAAAUGUUCGAAGCUGAAGAAGUAUGUUUCCUUUUGCAUUGAGAAGAAAAGGCACCAAUGCGUUUGGGUUUCUUGUGCUUAAGUUACUCUCUCUUAAUGGUUUCCUAAUUGCUUUCCAGUGUUUUAGAGCCUAUGGACGAAGCAUAUUAGGACUUAUUUGUGGGGCUUUUCUGAAUGCUUUGGGAGCAAUUUCUUUGGGUGCACCUAUUGGAAUGCAAUAUCUACCAAGAACAGUUCACUGGUCCUUUCUGAUGUCUGUUUUCACGUUUGUACCAGCCACUGCAGUUUUUGGUGCAUCAUGGACAGAUUGGCAUCGUCUAUUCGCUUCGAUGAAACCAAGUGGAAAUGUAGAAUAUAUGAUCUUUAUUCCAGCUUAUGGAACAAUUAUUGGAGGAUGGUUUGGAGCUUGGCCCAUGCCGCUCGACUGGGAAAGGCCAUGGCAGGAGUGGCCUAUAUGUGUGUGUUAUGGAGCUAUAGGAGGCUACAUUGUUGGACAAAUUGUCUCCUUGUGUGCGAUGUUUUUCUUCAGGAAAGACAAGCAUUUGAAGGUAGCCUAGAAGAGACUGAUGGUGUCUGGACAUGCAGGAUGUGUCUCGUUUUGUUUCUGACUUGAUUGCUAGAUUGAGAAGUAACAAUAGGGCAAUGUUUUUGUUAGCUAGAACAGAAGUUACACUAUUUUCCAUAUAGAAUCAAGCAUGUGUUUCGGAAUUGCAAAAUUCUUUAAGUGAAUGAUGGCAGACUUGAGAGAUUAAAUUCAAACGAUAUUAUGUGGUUAAAUGCAAAUGAUAGGGCUCUGUAUAACUUGAGACUUA